This is a messenger RNA of Glossina fuscipes, 22816 nucleotides long. Its product is annotated as titin. The transcript has 22 exons. NCBI's taxonomy places the organism in Eukaryota, Metazoa, Arthropoda, Insecta, Diptera, Glossinidae. Bases 184 to 22671 code for a protein of 7495 amino acids. The record is from RefSeq and is a predicted model, not a curated record.
AAAAAAUUUUUGUUUCAUUUAGAGAAAAAGUUAAAAGGAUACAAAUAAUAACAAUAGCCAAUUUUUUGAAAUUUUAGAGCUUGCUUUUGAAAAGCUUCUUUAGCUUUGCUUUAUCAAUAGUUUCUAACUAUUUAAAUGCCCUUUGGUGGUAGUGUUGUGUUAUAUAACGAAAUUUCUUAAAAAAUGCAACGAAAAACUACGAAUCAACCGUGGCUGCAACAGCAGCAGCAGCAGCAGCAGCAGCAGCAGCAACAACAACAACAACAACAACAACAAAUGCAAGAACAACAAAUUCAACAACAAUUUCAAGCAACACAACAACAAUUUUCCACGAUGCAACAUCAAGAAAUGCAUCAACAACAAAGGAUUAGCCGCACAGAACAUCAUGUACAAAGGAGUCAAGUUACCACUCAGCAAAGAGUUGAACAACAUGGCGGCAUGACCUACAUCCAGCCAGCCUUAACACAUAUCUACGCUCAAGGCGAUAUUUCACCGCCCGUAUUUGAGCAAAUCUUUAAGAAUGCUCGAUUCGCUCAAGGCGGCAAUGCCCUAUUUGAAGGCAAACUUCGUGGCAAUCCAAGGCCAUUCGUUACUUGGACUCGAAAAGGCGCACCACUUCUCGAAUCUCAAAAGUUUCGCAUGAGCUAUAAUGAGGCCACCGGUGAGGUAUCGCUACUGAUAAAUCAAAUUGGACCCGGCGAUGAAGGAGAAUACACUUGCACUGCUCGCAAUCAAUAUGGCGAAGCGAUUUGCAGUGUUUACAUUCAACCAGAAGGCUCACAAAUGCCUGCCAUCCAGCCAGUUCAGAGAUUAGAUAAAAACGUUUAUACGAAUGGUUAUUCGUUUACUUCGAUCGAAGAAGAAUUUCGUGUAGACACUUUUGAAUAUAGGUUGUUACGUGAAGUGUCCUUCAGGGAAGCUAUUACACGUCGUGCGACCUACGAGCAAGAUUAUUAUCUCAGCCAAGAACUUGAUCAUUCUAUGGGUCCUGCUCAAGCACCACAAAUUGCACAGAAACCACGUAACUCAAAGUUAGUUGAAGGUUCCGACGCAAUUUUCUCUGCAAAAGUCGGUUCAAACCCAAAACCCCGCUUGACUUGGUUCCAUAACGGUCAGCGUCUUUUAACCUCUAAUAAAUAUGAAAUUUCAUAUUCAAGUGGCAUAGCUACAUUACGCGUAAAGAAAGCUACGCAUAAAGAUGCCGGUCAUUAUACUCUACUCGUCGAAAAUACUCAGGGCUGUGUUGUGUCUUCAGCUGUGUUGGCGGUGGAGCCUGCUGCAGAAACGGCUCAUGAACCAAAACAAGUUGAUGCAAUGGCUGAACAACUAGAGGCUGGCAAAGCGUUGCCUCCCACUUUUAUUAAAACCUAUGGCGAUCGGGAGAUCACCGAAGGCCGAAUGACUCGUUUUGAUUGUCGCGUUACAGGCAAUCCUUACCCUGAAGUCUAUUGGUUUAUAAAUGGUCGUCAGAUCAACGACGAUGCAUCUCAUAAAAUUCUUGUCAAUGAAUCUGGCAGCCACUCACUAAUGAUUACCAAUGUAAGUCGUCUAGAUGCCGGAGCUGUACAAUGUUUGGCACGUAACAAAGCUGGUGAGAUCACCAUCGAAGCUCAGUUAAGUGUGCUAGAGAAGGAACAAGUUGUCGCACCAAAAUUUGUUCAACGCUUCAGCACAAUGACUGUACGCGAAGGUGAACCCAUCACUAUGAGUGCCAAUGCUAUUGGUACACCGAUGCCCCGCAUCACCUGGCAAAAAGAUGGUGUACAAAUAUCUUCAACGGCUGAUCGCUUCAUUGGCAUUGAUGGAGGCGCAACCUGUUUGGAAAUUCCACGGGCCAAAGCCUUCGACGCUGGCUGGUACCAAUGUACUGCGCAAAAUAUUGCCGGAUCAACUGCCAAUCGGGCUAGACUCUAUGUAGAAGUACCUAGAGAACAACCACCAGUUGAACAAAAACGUCUUAACUUGCCCAGACCUACUAGGAUUAUAGAACCGGAACCUCAACCCGGGCCAGAAAUUAUAUAUUUGCGUCAUGUUGAACGUGCCAAGCCACAUUUACGUCCAGGAGAAGAAGAACGUGUCUACCCACCUCCACAAUUUAUUAUACCGCUACAAAAUGUUCAACAAGUUGAAGGUGGCAAAGUUCACAUGGAAGCUCGCAUUGAACCUGUUGGUGAUCCAAGUAUGAUUGUUGAAUGGUUUUUUAAUGGUCAUCCUCUAGCAGCAAGUGCUCGUGCUACUUCUGUUUUUAAAUUCGGUUUUAUUGCUUUGGAUUUGUUGAGUAUAGUAGAUCACGAUGCCGGUGAAUAUUUAUGCCGCGUUACCAACGCUACUGGAAUGGCUGAGUCGCGUUCCACACUUGCAGUAACUCAACGUCCGUCCAUUGAGCAAACGUCGCAGCAUCCAAGCAGUUUGCAAUAUAUUAGUCAUUUGGAAGAUUAUUCUCGUUAUCAACGCCACGAAAGCAUUGAAGAGCUUACAAAUCAACCGCCUGUCUUUAUUCGGCCACUGCUUCAGGACAUGGGUGAAUUUGAGGAAGGAAAAAAUGCCCAUUUUGAAGCUCAACUUACUCCUGUUAAUGAUCCCAAGAUGCGGGUUGAAUGGUAUAAAGAUGGUCGUCCAAUAACUGCUAGUUCUCGCAUUACGGCUAUUUUCAAUUUUGGCUAUGUCUCGUUAAAUAUAAUGCACUUACGCUCUGAAGACGCUGGCACUUAUACUGUGCGUGCUGUUAAUCGCGCUGGUGAGGCAGUUAGCUCUUCAACAAUUCGCGUGCAUUCAAGAUCUCAAGUAACGACUGAGCUAGGUAUUCCCGAGCAACAACGUUAUAUAGAAAAAGUUGAAGAAUUGGAAGACUAUCGAAAAGCUCAGCAGCGGCGGCACAUCCAAGAAGUUCCUGAGCCAAUAGCUCCGCCCCAGUUUAAAUCCCAAAUACAACAUCAACUUGAUACGCAUGAAGGCGGUCAUGCUCAUUUUGAAGCUCGGUUAGAGCCCACAGGAGAUGCCACUAUGCAAGUUGAAUGGUAUAAAGAUGGUCAGCCUCUAGAAGCAAGUUCCCGUAGCACCACGUUCUUUAACUUUGGAUACGUGGCUCUGACCAUUAAACAACUAACGAUUUACGAUGCUGGCAUCUAUACUUGCCGAGCUUAUAAUUCUAUGGGAGAAGAUGCCACCACUGCGCAACUGACAGUCAUCUCGAAAAAAGAAAUCGUUUCCGACUCUCAGCAUCCGGACGGAUUACAAAAAAUACAGAAUUUGGAGGAUUCCUCACGUUAUGUUCGCUCGGAGGAGGAAGAAACUAAUAUAACUCAAAUGCCACGCUUUUUAGGGCCUAUGAAAUGCACUAACAAAAUUUUGGAAGGCCAACGAGCCCAUUUUGAGGCACGCGUCGAGCCUCAAAGUGACUUAAGCUUGAAAAUCGAAUGGUACCAUAAUGGACGUGCAAUAACCGCUGCUAAUCGCAUACAAACCUAUUACGAUUUUGGUUACGUAGCUUUAGAUAUAUCCCAAGUUCGCGCGGAAGAUGCAGGUGUCUAUACAGUUGUCGCCAGAAACAAACUAGGUGAAGCUCAGUUACAAGGAACUAUGGUAGUAGAAACUCGUUCCAGCAUUGACACAUCUAGUAUGCAUCGUGGUCUCUACGAGAAGACGCAGCACUUGGAAUCCAAACAAUUUGUGGAACCUCAAUAUGACAUUGAAGAAAUUUCUAAAUCAAAGCCCAUAUUUGUUCAACCCCUUUCGGAUCCCAAACCAAUCCACGAAGGCAAAAACAUCCAUCUAGAAUGCCGUUUAGAACCAAUGGGAGAUCCAACUAUGCGCGUAGAGUGGUUCCAUAAUGGUCACCCUAUAACUGUUGGUUCACGUUUCCGUACUUACUAUGACUUUGGUUUUGUGGCUUUAGAUAUUGUUCAAGCUACAGCAGUCGAUUCUGGUGAAUACACGUGCCGUGCAACUAAUCAUUUGGGUUCUGCUCAUACGUCGGCAUGUGUGCGCGUUAUUGAUCGCUCGGAUAUUGUUACCGAAACGCAAAAUGAAAUGUCCUUGGAACAAAUUCAGCAGCUAGAAGAUGCUUCACGUCGCCGUCAGCACAUUGAAGAAGACAUUACAAUUAUGCAAGCUCCACAGUUUACCCGUCCAUUGCAUAAUAUUGAAACUAUGGAGGGCACCAACGUACAUUUGGAAUGUCGCUUGCAACCAGUAGGAGAUCCAACGAUGCGUGUUGAAUGGUUUGUAAAUGGUCAACCAGUUAAAACCGGACAUCGCUUUCGUCCAGCCUAUGAAUUCGAUUACGUAGCUCUUGAUUUAUUAGGAUGCUAUGCUGUCGAUUCUGGUGUUUACACCUGCCAAGCUCGAAAUCAAUUGGGUGAAGCCGUAACCUCAUGUGCUGUGCGUAUCAUCGCCAAAAAUGAUUUAAUUUUAGAAACUCAAAAUGAAUCCGGGCUACAAAAAAUUGCGUAUCUUGAAGAUUCUUCACGUUAUCGCCGAAACGAGUAUGUUGACGAAAUCGUUAACAUUCGUCCUCGUUUUCUCACACAUCCAAAAAGUUUAACUAACAUGCGUGAAGGCGGACAUGCUCACUUUGAAUGUAAAAUAGAACCUGUUACGGACCCUAAUCUUAAAGUUGAGUGGUUCAAAAAUGGUCGUCCCAUCACCAUUGGACAUCGUUUCCGUCCCAUUCACGACUUUGGUUAUGUAGCACUCGACAUUGUUGAUCUGAUUGCUGAAGAUUCUGGAGUUUAUACUUGCCGUGCCGUAAACUUGAUUGGAUCUGAUGAAACACAAGUUGAAUUAAUAUGUCGUAGUUCAGAACAAAUUGUGACAAUUACUCAAAAUGAGGCCGGCCUAGAGCAAAUUCAUUACUUAGAGGAUCGUUCCCGCUAUUCCCGUCGUGAGGAAGUAGAUGAAACAACUAAACAAGCACCAGUUUUUACUACUUCCCUGAAGAAUAUUGAAAUUAAAGAAAAUCAACGUGCUCAUUUUGAAUGUCGUCUAAUCCCAGUUUCGGACCCAACAAUGCGUGUGGAAUGGUAUCACAAUAAUAUGCCUCUAAAAUCAGGUUCACGCUUCACUGAAACCAAUAACUUUGGUUUUGUCGCAUUAGACAUUAUGUCUUGCCUGCCGGAAGAUGCUGGCAGUUAUACGUGCCGUGCCUACAAUGCUGUAGGAGAGGCAAUUACUUCAGCCGUGGCUGUUGUUCACACUAAAAAAUCUAUUUAUUCAGAAUCUCAACAUGAGAGUGCCUUGCCUCGUUUACAACAUUUGGAAGAUUCAACAGCGAAACGGCAACGUAUGAGUGUUCAGGAAGAACUUAUAACUCAAGCUCCUGUGUUUACGAUGCCAGUUCGCGAUUCUCGUGUGGCAGAAGGUCAAGCAGUACAUUUUGAAGCUCGUUUAAUUCCUGUUGGCGAUCCUAACUUGAAGGUUGAAUGGUUAAGAAAUGGGCAACCUCUUGAAGCUUCUAAUCGCAUAACCACGAUGCAUGACUUUGGCUAUGUGGCCUUAAAUAUGAAAUAUGUGAAUCCUGAAGACUCAGGCACUUACACUUGUCGUGCUAUAAACGAACUUGGUCAAGCUGUCACUUCUGCCUCUCUUAUUGUUCAGUCAAAAACGGCCAUUCAAAUGGAAACACAACACGAAGCUGCUAUGCAUAAAAUUCACCAAUUAGAGGAUCACACCCGUUAUCAACGAUAUGAAGAAGAAGAUUACGUGGUUACGCAACCACCACGUUUUGUGACCAAAUUGAUUGGCCCUACUAACUUAGUGGAAGGGCAAAGCGCUCACUACGAAUGCCGCAUCGAACCAUAUCCGGACCCUAACUUAAAAGUUGAAUGGUUUCAUAAUGGCAAACCAUUGAGUACAGGGCACCGUUUUCGUACCACUUACGAUUUCGGAUUUUCUGCUCUUGACAUUCUGACCGUCUAUUCUGAGGACAGCGGUGAAUACACAUGCCGCGUUACUAACAAUUUAGGUGAAGCCGUGAAUGCGAUAUGCUUAAACGUCCAGACUAGGUCGUCGAUUAUUCGAGAAACUCAACACGAAGAAGCUCUGCAAAAAAUUCAAUAUCUGGAAGAUGGAUCACGCUUCCAACGUAAGAUAGAAGAAGAGCAAUUUAUGGCUGAACGACCGCAAUUCGGAAGACCAUUACGUAAUGCCAACGUUAAUGAAGGUGUUCUAGUCCAUUUAGAAGCUACUCUCACUCCAGUUAAUGACCCAACAAUGAAAGUUGAAUGGUUCUGCAAUGGUAGGCCAAUACAGACAGGGCAUCGUUUUAAAACUACCUAUGAUUUUGGAUUUGUUGCUUUGGAUAUCUUAUACGCUCAUGCCGAAGAUACGGGAACUUAUAUGUGUAAGGCAAAGAAUGCUGUAGGGGAAGCAGUUACGACUUGUGCUGUAAACGUCACAGCAAACAAAACUUUGGAUCUCGACACACUUGAUGCUCAGCGCUUAGAAAAAAUUCGGCAACUUGAAACUCAUGCCCCUCCCCCUAAAAAAGAAAUUGAAGAAAAAACCCAAAAACCAAUUUUCUUAACACCUUUAAGCAACUUGGAGCAUCUUAAAGAAGGUGAACACGCUCAUUUAGAGUGCCGCGUGGAGCCUAUAAAUGACCCUAACUUGAAAAUAGAGUGGUUUUGCAACGGUAAACAAUUACCGCUCGGUCAUCGCUAUAGAACAACUCACGAUUUCGGUUAUGUAGCCUUGGAUAUUUUGUACGUCUACGGCGAGGAUACUGGCACAUAUAUGUGCAAGGCUACUAAUUUACUCGGGGAAGCUGUUAAUACCUGCAAUGUACGUGUUUUAAACCGUCGCAGUAUGAUUUUGGACACACAGCAUCCUGAUGCUUUGGAGAAAAUUCAAAAACUUGAAGCCAAAGUAAUUACUACUCGUACUGAAGUUGGUGAAGCACCAGUUAGCCCGCCGCACUUUACCACUGAAUUACGUGGCACGACCGAAAUCUAUGAAGGCCAGACUGCUCACUUUGAAGCCCAAGUACAACCAAUGCAUGAUCCUAAUCUAAGGAUUGAAUUCUAUCACGGCGGUAAACCUUUGCCUUCAGCCGCUCGAUUCCAUAUUACAUUUGAUUUCGGCUAUGUCGCUUUGGAUAUAACUCACGCAGUGCCUGAAGAUGCUGGUGAAUAUUCAGUGCGCGCAGUCAACGCACUCGGCCAAUGUGUAUCGGCCACCAGCUUGAGAGUUGUCGCUAGGGGUACUAUUAUUUCAGAUACCCAACAUCCUGAAGGGUUGGAGAAAAUUCGAAAGUUGGAAGCCAAUGCUCCAUUCCAAAGACCCGAAAUAGAAUCUCCUGGCACAAAACAACGCCCGGUCUUCACGCAACCAUUACAAAACAUAGAUCGCAUCAAUGAACACCAGACCGCUCACUUCGAAUGCCGUCUAAUUCCCGUGGGCGAUCCUAAUCUUAAAGUUGAAUGGUAUCGAAAUGAAAAACUUAUUGAAGAUAGUUCUCGUAUUACAAAGCAACAUGAUUUUGGAUAUGUCUCCCUAGACAUUUCUCACAUUCGUAAAGAAGAUGAAGGUGUAUAUAUGUGCCGUGCUGUCAAUCCUCUUGGUGAAGCUGUUACUACAGCUUCUAUGCGCGUAGUUUCAGAGGCGAGCAUCCAAUUGGAUACGCAACAUCCGGACAGUAUUAGUCGCAUUCAUCAGUUAGAACGACCAGCAGCUCCGCGUCCUGAGGAGCCGGAACGCGCAUUUGAAAAACCAAUAUUUACUCAACUACUUACUGGUCCUUCGGAGUUAUGGGAAGGACAACAUGGUCACUUUGAAGCCCGCGUUGUUCCGGUUGGUGAUCCAUCACUAAAGUUUGAGUGGUACAUUAACGGAGUUGAAUUAAAGAUGGGCUCACGCUUGAGGACUACAAAUGAUUUCGGUUUUGUUACUCUUGAUAUCAGCUCCGUUGUUCCUGAAGAUUCCGGCGUUUACAUGUGCCGCGCUUAUAAUGCGGCUGGCGAAGCUGUGUCUUCAACUGCUAUGAAAGUCAAAUCCAAGUCAAAUAUUGUUGGUGAGCCGUUAAUUCCUGAGUCCUGGGAAGCAAUUAGACUUAAAGAAGCUGCAAUGAAUCGUGUCCCCGAAAUGUUUGUUGAUUCAACUCCACAACAAGCUCCUGUAUUUACAACUCACUUGCAGAGCUACGAUAAGCUUAAUGAAGGUCAACAUGUUCUUUUGGAAGCUCAAGUUGAACCGCGGGCCGAUCCUAAUUUGCGCAUUGAAUGGUUUAAAAAUGGAAUUUCUUUGACCACAGGCUCUCGCAUACGCAGCACUUUCGACUUUGGCUUAGUUACUCUUUCCAUUAAUGGUUUGCGCGCCGAUGAUUCGGCCAUUUACACUUGCAAGGCAACCAACUUAAUGGGUGAAGCGGUAUCCACUUGUUCACUUAAGAUCGAAGACCGUCAUUGGUUGCAAGCAGAAUCUUUGCAUCCUGACUCUUUGUCGCGUAUUGGGGAACUUGAGGCUCCCAAACCCGGCCGUCCGGAAGCUCCAGAGCCAGCUUAUGAAAUACCUGUGUAUAUUACGCAUCUAAACAACAUUGAAUGCAAAGAGGGUGAUAAUGUUCGGUUCGAAUGCAACGUUGAACCUUCUCGUGAUCCAACAAUGAAAAUUGAAUGGUUUUAUAAUGGUCAGCCCUUGCAGGCAGCUGCUAAAUUCAAAUCCAUAUACGACUUUGGUUACUGUGCUUUAGACAUGUCUAACACUUACGCUGAAAACAGCGGUAUUUAUACUUGCAAAGCAAUCAAUAGCAAAGGUUCAGCGACUACAUCAGGUACAUUGAAAUGUACUAGCGGAAAAACCAUGUUCCUAGAUACCCAGCACCCUCAAGGUGAAGCUGGUUUAGAAGCUGUACAAGAAACCGAAGAUGCUUUAGCAAACCGCUAUCAACGUCAAGUUUCUAAGCCCGAAACUCAAUAUCCAGCUCCUGUAUGGACCAAACCUUUGCAAGCCGAAUUUCGUUUGAACGAAGGUGAACCUUUGCAUUUGGAAGGUAAUGUAGAGCCAAAAGAAGAUCCAAAUCUCUUUAUUGAGUGGUAUUUCAACGGUAAAUUACUCCAACAUGGAUCCCGAUUCAAAAUGACAAGCGAAUUUGGUUUUGUCACAAUGGAUGUCACUGAAAUAUACACUCGAGAUCAAGGUAUCUACACAUGCAAAGCUUACAACAAAGCUGGUGAAGCUUUCACAACAACCACCAUAUUUUGCACUAGCAAAGAAAGUAUAAUUGAAAAGACUCAGCAUCCCAAAGGAGCUGAAGGACUUGAGCAAAUACAAGAUUUAGAAGAGUCCUUGCGUAAAGAUGGUGCCAAACCUGAACAACCAGAGGAAGGUAUACCUCCUCGUUUCACUACUGAAUUCACUAAUAUUUCCGAUAUUGGUGAAGGCGAAAUCGCUCAUUAUGAGGCCAAUCUCAUACCUACAGGCGAUCAAACUAUGGUCAUAGAAUGGUUCUUCAAUGGUAAGGUACUCGAGGCUAGCCAUCGUGUACGGACAAUUUAUGCGUUUGGUAUGGUUGCCUUAGAAAUUUUGGGAACAAAGAUUGAGGAUUCUGGCACAUAUACUUGCCGCGCUACAAAUAAAUAUGGAUCGGCUGAGAUUAACUGUACCUUGGAAUGUGUAGAAAAGCCACGUGGUCAAAAGCCACAUUUCACAACUCACAUCCAAUCUUUAGAAGGCCUUAAAGACGGACAGUCCGCUCACUUCGAAUGCACACUUAUUCCAGUCAACGAUCCCGACCUUAAAGUUGAGUGGUACCACAAUGGAAAACUUAUGCGUCAUUCGAAUCGCAUUAAGACUGUGUCGGACUUUGGCUUUGUUGUGCUUGAUAUAUCUUACCUGCAAGAUCAUGACAGUGGAGAGUAUGUUUGUCGGGCAUACAACAAAUACGGCGAAGAUUUUACCAAAGCCACUCUUAACUGCCGAGGACGGGGUGGUGUAUUUUAUGAUACUUUGCAACCGGAUUCUUUGCAAAGGAUCAGAGAACUUGAAUGUCCGCAAGGACAGCCAAUGGAUGCCACUCCUAUACUAGCAGAGCCACCUAAAUUUAUAACUCAGAUUAAAGACAUUACAAAGUUGGUUGAAGGCCAAAGCGCUCACUUUGAAGCUCGUCUCACACCGGUAGCUGAUCCUGACCUUAAGGUCGAAUGGUACUUUAAUGGUAAAAAAUUGCCUCAUGGACAUCGCUUUCGCACCUUCCAUGAUUUCGGCAUUGUUAUUUUGGAUAUCUUAUAUUGUUAUGAAGAGAAUUCCGGCGUGUAUGAAUGCCGAGCUGUUAACAAAUACGGUGAAGAUGUUACAACUGCAACUUUGAAAUGUACUUCGAAAACAAGUUUAAUUCUAGAAUCCCAAUUGCCACGUGGUAUGGAAGGUGGUUUGGAGAAAAUAGCUAAUCUCGAAUAUAGUAUGAUUCGUACACGCGAUGAAACUGUAGAAGAAACUAAAGGCAAAGCUCCGAUGUUCACAGUACCGCUAGAGAAUCUUGACAACUUGCGUGAAGGUGAAAACGCUCAUUUUGAAGCCCGUGUUACUCCAACUGAUGAUCCAAGACUUCGUGUUGAAUGGUACUGGAAUGGACGUCCACUAAAAGCUGGUUCACGAUUUCGAACCUUCUGUGAUUUUGGUUUUGUUAUAUUAGAAAUUUCUCCCGUUUACCCAGAAGAUUCAGGUGAAUACUCGUGUCGCGCUAUCAACGAAUACGGCGAAGCUGUAACAACAGCUACCAUGAAAAUUCAAGGAAAACGCAGCAUCAUAAUGGAAUCCCAACUGCCCAAAGGUAUGGAAGGCACAAUUGACCGUAUCGCUGAGCUAGAAGGUCUAGGUGUGCGAAGCACAGAGUUUACUCCUGAAGACGAAACCGGAAAGCCCCCAGAAUUCAUUACUACGCCAUUUGACAUGAUCAUUAAUGAAAAUUCACUAGCUCAUUUUGAAUGCCGCUUACAGCCCAUUAAUGAUCCCAGUAUGCGCGUUGAGUGGUUCCACAAUGGCAAAGCAUUGUGGGCUGGCUCUCGCAUCAAAACAAUCAAUGACUUUGGAUUCGUAAUUCUGGAAAUUGCUGGUUGUUACCAACGUGAUUCUGGUCUUUACACUUGCAAGGCUACGAAUAAGCACGGUGAAGCAACGGUUUCUUGCAAAUUGCAAGUUAAAGGGCGCCAAGGCAUUAUCAUGGAGCCUCAAUUGCCUUGCAACUUUCGUACGGGCACCGAAAGUUUACAAAAGUUGGAAGAAAAUAUGCAUAAACGGGAAGAGAUCAUCGUCGAUGAAGAACAGCCCAAUCCGCCUAAAUUUACUGAGCAAAUCAAAGACAAUCUCGAUGUACCCGAAGGUGGUCCAAUACAUUUCGACUGUCGUGUAGAACCUGUAGGAGAUCCAACUAUGCGAAUCGAAUGGUUCUACAACGGACGUCCUUUGCCAACGGGUUCGCGUGUACAUCAGCUAAAUGACUUUGGAUUUAUUGCUCUCGACAUUGAUUACGUGUAUUCACGCGACUCCGGCGAGUAUACUUGUCGAGCUACAAAUAAAUGGGGUGUAGCUACCACUACCGCUAAGGUUACUUGCAAAGGUAAACAUGGUAUUGUGUACGACUCCCAAUUGCCCGAAGGCAUAUCGGCUGAGAAACUUAAAGAAUUGGAACGCGGGCGUAUACCAGAGACGCCCAUAAUAGAGGAGACGGUGUACGGACCGCCGUAUUUUGUUACCGAAAUAGCAUCGGUAACUGCGGAAGAGGCUGAAGCGGUUCGCUUCGAGUGCCAAGUAGAACCAAAGACCGACCCCAACUUACGUGUGGAAUGGUAUCGCAACGGUAAACUUUUACCGUCUGGUCACAGAUAUAAAAAUAUUUUCGAUAUGGGUUUUGUCUCCCUCGACAUCCUAUACGUGUAUGCCGAAGAUUCUGGUGAAUAUGUAUGCCGUGCUUAUAAUAAGCACGGCGAAGCACGCACCAAAGCAACCAUCUCUUGUAAACAAUUACCUUCAAUUAUUUUACAAAAUCAAUUACCACGGGGUAUGAAACGUUCCGAGACUCUAACACAAAUGGAAGCUACUAUUAAGAAAUAUACAUCUGAAAUUCAUUUAACCGAAGAUGACCUCUUCGAUCCUGAUCGCAAACAACCUCCACGUUUUGUUACACAAAUAAAAGAGCAGCUAAAACUAAGCGAAAUGCAAUCCACGAAAUUCGAAUGUCAGCUAGCUCCGGUCGGUGACCCAAAUAUGAAAGUGGAAUGGUUCUUUAAUGGCAAACCAUUGCUGCACAAAAAUCGUUUCCAACCUAUAUAUGACUUUGGUUAUGUAGCUAUGAACUUUGGUUGGGUUUAUCCAGAAGAUAGUGGGGAAUAUGUGUGCCGUGCUACUAAUCUGUAUGGCAUGGAUGAGACUAAAGCUACUAUAAAAGUGUCUGGAAAACCUGGUAUUGUUUACGAUUCUCAAUUACCAGCUCAUAUGCACAGUAUUGAGCGCAUACGUGAAAUGGAAGCUUCUUGGCAAGUUGUACCGGAAGAAGUGGACCCCGAUGCUAGGCCGCGCUCGAAGCCGGUAUUCGUUAGCAAACUAGAAGCUCAAACUGUGGAAGAAGGUGAGCCUGCCAGAUUUUGCGUACGUGUUACCGGUUACCCACGCCCUAGAGUUAUGUGGCUUAUUAAUGGUCACACUGUAGUCCAUGGUUCGCGUUACAAAUUGACAAAUGAUGGAAUGUUUCAUUUGGACAUACCUAAAACUCGUCAAUACGAUACUGGUAAAGUUGAAGUAAUUGCCCGCAAUUCAGUAGGAGAGUCUAUCGCAUCUACUGAACUUAAAGUAGUGGCUCGCUCUGACGAUUACCGCGGUGUUUUAAAGAACUCACCACGGCCUUGGUAUGACUAUGAACUUACUGCUUACCAAAAAGAACGUCAAGAAACUGAAUUGGAAAAGAUAUUCGAUGAGCGUAAACAAUAUUUAGCCGAUCAAAAAAUUGGUCCUUUGAAAGGAGUCGAACAUUUGAAGCCGAAACAAAUUAAACCGGAAUGUCCUGACUGGCAACAGUCGGUGUUAAAGAAGAAAAAUGAGGAUUAUUAUUCCAAACUGCAAGAACUGGAAACUGAACAAUUACUUAAGGAGAGUAAUUUACGUAAGGACAACCAUCAAUAUGCCAUACCCGGUGAAAAAAUUGUUAGUGGUACAACUACCAAAGGCAUGGCGAAAUCCUAUGAAGAAAAUCUGGAAGACUCCGAGUCCACAGCUCUUACUACCAAAAAGGUUAUACACAAACCUCCCAUUGAGCCUUCAGAAUCGUCUGUUCACGGCCGUGAGGUUCACAUGAGUAAGCAGAAACAAACACAAAAGGAAGUGGUCGGUGAUUUGGAAAUUACUCGGAAAAUUACUGCUACCGAAACUACCGAGAUGGAACAUAAGGGUACCGUGCAAGAGCGCGUUGUAAAGGGACCUGUGCAACCGUCCAAACCACCCAUUUUUACCAAGAAAAUACAACCUUGCCGUGUAUUCGAAAACGAACAAGCCAAAUUUGAGGUCGAGUUCGAUGGUGAACCAAUGCCUACCGUGAAAUGGUACCGCGAAAAUUUCCCAAUCAAGAGUUCACCCGAUCUGCAAAUUCACACUUUUAGCGGUAAAUCCGUCUUGAUUAUACGACAGGUGUUUGUCGAAGAUUCAGCUGUAUUCUCCUGCAUAGCGGAAAAUCGAGGUGGUACCGCUAAAUGCAGUGCUAAUUUAGUAGUUGAAGAACGGCGACGCGCUGGUAAAGGUGGCAUUACUCCACCUAGCUUUGUUACAACCAUACAAAGUACUACAGUGACUACAGGACAGUUGGCCCGCUUUGACGCUAGAGUUACCGGUAGCCGUCCAAUUGACGUUUAUUGGCUUAAGAAUGGCUUGAAAAUUAAACCGAGCAUCAAAUUUAAAAUGCUUGAGGAAGACAGUGUACAAACGCUUUUAAUAAUUGAACCAUCUAUAGAAGAUUCAGGGCGUUAUGAAUGCGUAGCGGUUAAUUCAGCCGGUGAGGCACGAUGCGACGCUGACUGCAUUGUUCAAAGUGCCACCAAACAACCAAGCGAUAAACCGACUCCCACCGCUCCUGAUACAGAGAAACCGCCACAUAUUGUUGAACCCCUUAAGAGUCAGUCAAUCGAGGAGGGAAGCAAAGUAGUAUUUCGCUGCCGCAUUGAGGGCAAGCCAACUCCUACUGCACGUUGGAUGCGUGGAGAAAACAUCGUCAAGCCCUCGCGUUACUUCCAAAUGACACGUCAAGGUGAACACUAUCAGCUAGUCAUUUCGGAGGCUUUUCCUGAAGACGAAGGUACAUACAAAUGUGUAGCGGAAAACAAGUUAGGCAGCAUACAAACCAGCGCCCAGUUAAAAGUUCGGCCUAUCGAAAAUUUAGAUGCUCCACCAACUAUUACCGCCUUAAAAGACGUUUCCGUUACCGAAGGUAUGCCCGCUCAAUUUAAAACCACAGUAACUGGUAAAGUCAAACCGACCAGUGUUCAAUGGUUCCGUGAGGGUGCUCUCAUACCAGAAACUCCCGAUUUCCAGAUGAUAUUUGAUGGUAACACUGCGGUACUCUUAAUUGGGACAACUUAUGAAGAAGACUCCGGUGUAUUUACAGUGCGUGUAACUUCAUCUACCGGACAAGCUGAAUCGUCUGCCAAAUUGAUUGUAAAAAAGCGUCGCAUCUCUACUUAUCAAUUGCAAACUAUUGAUUCUGGUGAAGAUGAAAGUUCUUCAUCAAGCAGAGAAGAUAAUUUGCCAGAAUCCCCAGAACAACAGCCCUUACAACCACCGCAAUAUCAGCAAUACCCACAAAUAAAUGGCCAAGUACCGCAUAAGUCACGACCACGCACUAAAAAGUCUAAAAUUCGUAGUAAAUCGCUGCAACCUGAAUCAACGAUUCCCUGGCGUAAAUCAUCACGUCCCAGACGUGGGCGUUCACUUGACAAAUCACCUUUUCUACCAGGUUAUAAGCCUGCACCUGUCAAAUCCUGGACGGAAGAAACUGUUACUUUAAAACCAGCUCCUAUUGAAAAGAAAAUUAUACCAAAGUUAGAAGCCGCCAAAGUAGUAUUAAAGUCCAUUAAAAGUGAACGUGACCAAGGUUUGUUGAACAUUGGUUACACCUUAGAGAAGAUAAUCAAAGGUAAGACCCCGAAAGAAGCCAUACCGUGGAUAGAUAUGAGGGAAAAACUACGCCAUGUGGCCACUGUGCAGAAACAAUUAGAAAAAUUCGAAUUAGAUGAAGUUUAUUUGCAUCACAUUGAACGACCCAAAAUUUCUGAUCAAGAAAUGCCGCAACAUGGUGUACAGGAACAAGAAAUACGCGAUCAUGAAAUUCAGCGUUUGAAAAAAUUGGAAACGUCAGAAAUUAUGGAAAUGACAGAGCAGAUAGAAAAAUUAAUAGAAGAACAGCAAAAGAAGGGUGAUGCCAUACCAUGGAAGGAAAUGCGCCAGCAUUUGAAAAAAGUUGAACAUAUACAUAAAGAAAUUGAGAAAUUCAAAGUGGAAGAAGUUGAACUUCGUCAUUUAGUGACCGAGGAGAUUGUUACUCAGGAGACUACUACGGCCACUGAAGACACGGUCAUUAUGAAGGUGGAUGAUACUUCUAAGCAGUCGAUACAAAAAUUAAUGCGCCGAAAUGAGAGACAGAAGUAUGUUGAGGUGGAAGACAUUCAGAAGCAGCGCUACAUCACCACUGAAGACAUUAAUCUUCUCAGUGUAAGCGAGCGUGAAAGACUAGAAAGUCAACGACGCAUUAAAGAAGAACAGGCCCUUAACUGGCGUCAAGUUCGUCAACCUCAACAAUUAAUUCAAAUCGAAGAUACUCAAACGCUUCAUAGGCAAGAACGUGAAGAGACUCUACUUCGAACUCGGCCUCAACAUUAUGAAGAAAUACAAGAUAAGCUGGUUGAGUCUAUAUCACAAGCCCAACAAUCUGAAGAUUCGAAACCACUCCAGUGGGAGCGAGGCAGAAAACAACGUGUAUUAGAAGAACAACAGAAACCAAAGAUAAAAGAAAGAACCGAAGAAACCGUACUUAAAGAAGCCACCAAAACUACACAACGACGUAUUGUUUCUGAGCCCCGAUCAGAGGAAAAAAUGGAGCAAAUCACGCUUAAGCCCACUCCACGGCAGAAACCAAAGCCUGUAGAAAAAACGGAAAAGCCGCACUUAAAGCCACUAGCACGGACAAAACAACAAAUUCAAGAAGUCGACGAACCACUUAUUCGAACAUAUGAAGAAGCAGUCGACGUGUUAGAAGAAGAAAAACCUGCAGAAGAUUCUGAAUCACUUCAGCCAGUCGUAUGGGCGCGCGGUAAAAAGAAGUCCACUCAAAAACUACCGGAAAAGAUUGAAAGAAACUAUGAAGAAGUCACAGAUAUCUUACCAGAAGAAACCCAACCGCACCCAACUGAACAGCCUGAGCCUGUAUUAUGGAAACGGGGAAAGAAAAUACGGGAAUCUGUGCAAGAAAAGGAAGUUGGUCAAAUUUCGGAAGUAAGCAGCUUAGAAGACCAGAAAUUUGAUGAGGAAUUUAGGAAGCACGAAGUUAAGUCCCGAUUAAUACCAGAACCAAAACAAAAAAGAAUGGAAGAAGUUAAACUGAAACCUACACCACGUUUAAAAGCAAAGGAAGAGACAAAACCCGAAGAAGUUCAGUUGAAACCUAUUAAACGCAUUCCACCGCAAAAGACGGAAAUAGUUCAAGAAACGUUGCAAAAAACUUACAAAGAGGCUUCAGAUGUCUUACUCGAUGUUAGCAAAACUCAAGAACUAGAAGAACUUACACAGAUUGCUUUGGAAUAUGAAAUGAAAAAACCAAAGGAGGAAAAACUUGAUGAAGUUAGACUAAAACCCAUAACCCGUUCAAAGCCAAAAGAACAACUCCAACCUGAAAAAGUUCAGUUAAAGCCUGUUAAGCGUGUUCAACCAUCAAAAGCGGAAGAAACGCAAAAAGCACCGCAAAAAGAAUACGAAGAAGCUAUAGACGUUUUGCCGGAUGACAACAAAUAUCAGGAACGCGAAGAACUUAAGCCGAUUGCUUGGGAACGUGGAAAAAAGAAACCACAAAAAUUAUUAGAAGAAACUCCUGAAAAAGUGCAAACAGCCUAUGAAGAACAAAUCGAUGUUUCGCCGGAGGAGACUGAACCGCAAGAACCUGAGGAAUCCAAGCCGAAAGAAUGGAGACAUAGCAUUAAAACAGACAGAUUACCAGAUAAAGAAGAAGAGAAAGUUAUUGAAGAGCUUAGAGAGCAGAAAAAGAAAGUUCCACUGGAGCCAAAAGAAGAAAAAAUGGAGGAAGUUAAGCUUAAACAUAGACCGCGUUUAAAACCAAUGGAAGAACCUAAGGCGGAAGAAAUUCGACUGAAGCCCGUGAAGCGGGCUCAGCCGUCUAAAGCCGAAAAAGUUGAAGAGACUCCACGAAGAUUUUAUGAAGAGAAAACAGAUAUUUUGUCUGAAGAAAGUAAGCCACUAGAAUCCAAGGAGUUGCAGCCAGUACCUUGGGUUCGUGGCAAAAAGAAAUCACCACAUGACACAACUCCCAGAGAGGUUGAACAAGAUACAUUAAUUAAAGCUCAUGAAAAAAUUGAAGAUAUUCCACUGCGAAGAAGUAUUGAAGAAGAGGUUGAAGAAAUUACGGAAAAGAUACCACUUAAGACACCAAAAUCUGUACAUGUCCCUGAAGCACCCGUAGAAACUAUAGACGAAACUGACUCUGUUUCACCAGCAGUGCGAAGAAAACAAAUAGAGGAGGAGCCUGAACAAACAGUGCAUCCCAGGCGAACAAGAAAAAUUUUGCCUCAGGAGCCUGAAAAACGUGAACAAGUUGUAUUAAAGCCAAUUCCAAAGAAACCAAGGCAACAAAAAGCUCAAGAUGAAAUAUUAGAAGAGUCUACACUUAAGCCCAUACGAAAACCGGAAGAAUUAGCAGAACCUGAGCAAACUAAAGAAUCUGUUGUAGAAGAAAUAACCGAAGAAAUCACUACAAAACGUACUAGAAGAAAAAAACCAAAGAAAUCGACAGGCGAAGAGGAAGAAGAGGUAACUGAAGAAGUUCAACCACUAGAAGCAACGAUUAAGGAAGAAACAGUAGAUUUGGUAACAUCCAAACCAGAAAUUGUACAAAAGUCGUACCCAGAACCAAAAGACGAAAAACUGGAGGAUGUCAAAUUAAAACCUUUUAGAAAACAAAUAAAGCAAUUACCUCAAGAAGAAACAUUGGAGGAAAUACGUCUCAAACCGGUAAAACGUGUUACGUCAAAGCCUGAAGAACAAAAGUUGGAAGAAGUAUUAUUGCAGCAUGUUGAGAGACCAGAUCAAGAAAUUGUUGUUGAAGAGAGAGAUAAGAUUAAAAAGAUGAAGAAACCCGAACAUGAAGACUUACCAGAUAUAUCAGAUACUGAGCGAGUUAAAUUGGAAACAGCACAGCACAUAGAAACGGAAAAAGAAAUAACAGACGAACUGCAUAAGCCUCAGUUACCCUGGAAACGCGGUGAAAAGAAAAAACCGGAGGAAAAACCUGUUGAGGAAAAACAAUGGCCUAAAGGAAAACGUCGACCACUGCCUGAAGAACAACCAGUAGAGGUAAAGUUAAAACCAGUACCACCGAAGCGUAAAGAGGAAUCAAAGAAACCAGAUCAAAUUAUACAAGCGCCAAAAUUAAAGCCUAAAGAUGACAUAUCGGAAGAAGAAACCGAUUUCGAUGCUACGGCAAAACCAGAACCUAAAGAAGAGAUCCCUGGCAAAGCGAAAAAAGAAAAGAAGAAAAAGAAACCUAAAUUGCAAACUGCUUAUACUUCCGUAGAUGAUAUAUAUGAAGAGUUGGCGGAACCAUUCGCUGAACCAAUAGCCGAAGAAGAUCAAGUUGAAAAAACGCCGAUUGAGGAAGUGAAAGAAAUUGCUUUAGCAGAAGAAGUUCAACCAGAAGAAGAAGUUUUGGCUAGCGAACAACAGCCUACAAAUAAAGAAAAAGCACGCAAGAAACGCACUAAACGUUUGAAAGAAGUUUCAUUUGAGGAGCAGCCACAGCUUAUAGAGGCAGAAGAAGACAGUAUUGUGGAAGAAGAAUCUACACAAGAAAUUUCCCAGAAAACUUUGCAAUUGAAAAAACGUGAAGAAGUACGGCCUCAGUAUAUAACGACGGAGCAGCUCAUUGAAGUCGACGUUGAGGAAGUUAAGCGAAAUGUUGACAUGAAAAUUAGUUCACAUAUUGUCAAGAAAGAAAAGAGCCAUGUUGUAUUGGAUACCAGUGAACCAUUACCAGAGCUUGAGUUAAUUACACAGAAGCGUGUACAAGAAGUAAUGGAUAAAAUGGUCGAUGAGGAAGUUGAUUCACAAGGCGCAGUCAAACAAAAAGUAGAGGAAACCACGUUCCCUGAAAUCGUGGAACAAAAACACCGUCCAGUUGAGAAGAAGAAAAAGGAAAGUAAGCCACCACGCAUUACAGAAAAAUUAAGACCACGUAUGUGCGUGCCCGAUCAACCAAUAGUACUUGAAUGCAAAAUUGAAGGUUUACCUUUCCCCGAGAUUCGCUGGUACUUUAACGACAUACUCUUAUUUGCUUCGGAAAAAUAUGAAAUGACAGUGACAGAAAAUGUCGCUAAGCUGAAAAUUGCCAAAGUUACACCCAACGAAGUCGGUAUUUACACUUGCGAAGCCAAAAACGAGGGCGGAGCAGCCACUAGUCGAGCAAACGUAAUAUUGGAAAAAGAGAAAGGCCUAGCACCACAAUUUACAAAAUCACUGAAAAUACAGUAUACUGAAGAGGAGACCCCCAAACGCCUAAGAGUUACAGUGACAUGUCAGGUAAUAGGCAAGCCAACACCACAGAUUAAAUGGUACAAGGGCAUCGAAGAAGUCGUACCUAAUGAAAGCGUACAAAUGUUUUUUAAUGAAAAGACAGGUGAUGUCGCGUUAGAAAUUAUGAAUCCACAACGAAACGAAGCGGUAAUGUAUACAAUUCAGGCGCAAAAUGAAUUUGGCCGUGCUGUAGGCAAUGCAACCGUUGUAAAUAAGAUCGAGCAAAAACCUGUGGAAUUAUUAAAGGCACCCACGGUAACACCACUAAGUGCUAAAGUAGUGCCACAUGGCGCUACUCUGCUAUUCGAGGCCAAAUACGAUGGUUUGCCAAAACCGGAAAUUAGUUGGUUACGAAACGGUCGUCAAAUUCAAAUAAACGAAGACGUUACAAUUGAAACUACUGAAACUACGACCACAAUCAAAAUAAUUAAUAUGACACGUAAGCGUGCAGGUAAAUAUGAGGUUUGUGCUAUAAAUAAAAUAGGCGAAGCCAAAUCCUCCGGCUCAGUAGUAGUCAGUGAUCAAGCACCUGAUCAGGAGAUAAAAGCCCCACGCUUUAUUAAAGCCUUAGAGCCCAUGUUCUUUGAAGAAAAUACAGUAGCUAUUUUAGAAACUGUAGUUGAAUCCGAGCCAUUGUCCUCGUUUCAAUGGUUUUUACACACUGAACCGAUAAAAACCUGUACAGAUUUUCGUACAAUGAGCCAAGACAACAAAUCGACUUUAUUAAUAGAAAACUUUGAGAAAAAGUUUGUUGGAUCAUACACAUGCCGAGCGGAAAAUGUAGGAGGUUCAGUUACGACAACGGCCACGAUUAAUUUACUAGAAGAAGCUCCAGAGGAAGCGGCAUUGGAAUUUGAAUCUCCGCGUUUCAUUAAAGAACUAAUCGAACCAAUAGAAGUUAUGGACGGUGAACCAUUGCUAUUGACGUGCCAAGUAGUUGGAAAGCCGACACCAAAAAUACUGUGGUAUCAUAAUGAUGAGAAAAUUAUAGAGAACAAAGAAAUUAUUAUAAAACAAGAUGCUGACGGCGUUUGUCAACUGCACAUAACCGAGGUAUUCCCUGAAAAUGAUGGCGAGUACAGAUGUAUAGCGAGCAAUAAAAUUGGUGAAACAAUAACAAGAACAACUGUUAACAUACAAGCAUUUGAAUAUAUCCCCGAUUCUGAAAUCACAGUACUUAGUGCUUCGGAGGAAGAUCAAAUAGAUAAAACGAUCUCGAUUGACGAACAAGCACCGAAAUUCAUUAAAAAAUUACCAGAGAAAAUCGAACCCAAAGAGGGUGAAUUAGCGAAACUGGAAGUCAAAGUUAUUGGCAAGCCUAAACCGACAAUUAAAUGGUUACGCGACAAUGAGGAAAUAUUUCCUUCAGAGGAAUAUCAAAUAGAGAAUUUCGAAGAUGGCACAUCAGUGCUGAUUAUUAACCAUGUUUACCCUGAUGAUGUGGGCACAAUUAGUUUUGAGGCUUACAAUCCGUUAGGAGUAGCAGUGACUACUGCUUGGUUAGCAGUAGAAGAAGGUAUUGUUGGCUCGAAAGAUUAUCGCAAACCAGAAUGGGUGACACAUAUGGAAGAAAUGCAAAGGGCUUUAAAAGCUGCUAAGUGUUCGCCUUCAAUUAUUAAUGAAAUGCGCGAUUCUCGUGCUGCGCUAGGUGAAACGGCUAAAUUUAAGGUACAAUUUGCCGGCAAUCCCAAACCAGAUGUGCAAUGGUAUUUUAACAAUGUCCAACUUAGGGAAUCUAAUAAAUAUCAUAUGAUAGUUGAAGAAACUGAAGCUUUUCUGCAAAUAAUGAAUAUUAGCGCCGAAGACGUCGGUUAUUAUACUUGUAAAUUUAUUAAUGAGAUCGGUAUGACUUUAAGUCGUGCGAAAUUUGAUAUAUCAUCGACAUCUACUAAAGAAGUCGAUGCCACUACUACAGGACGCAAGCUUAAAGGCAAAAAGAAAACCAUUAAAAAACUUGCGCCCCCAAUAAUUGUAAGAGCUUAUUCAAGCUCUCGCGAAGGUAGCGUUCAGGAAGUUGAAACCGUUAGCACCACAGCCGUUGAGUUAGUACCAGCGGAAACAGUCGAAACGUCGAUGGAAAUUAUUAAAGUACGUAAACCGAUUUCAGUGCUAGUAGAGCAAAGUGGUGUUUCCGAAGUAAUGGAAGUUAAAGAUCGUAAAAUUGCUGACGCAGAAUUACUAAGCACACAACAAGAACACAUAAGCAUUGAAACGGUGAAGGAAAGCGAAGAGAUUAUUGAAAAAGAAGAAAGUACUAUCACGUCAAUUACCACCACUACCACUGUGGAAAUCAGCGAAACUAUACGCAGCCUUCGCACAAAGAUCUCUCAAAAAACCAUUACAGUCGAAGACAUGGUAGAAAUAAAGCAACAUAGUGAAAUCAAUAUGCUGUUAACGUCAAUGAAUUCAGCAUCAUUCGGCAGUAUCGGCGAGUCGGCUUUACGUGAUUUGGCUACUAUUGGUUUAUUGAUACGUUAUGGUUGCACUACGCUCGAAAUCAAUUUUAUGUAUGAGCAAAACAUUUUUAUUGCUUUGAAAAAGCCUGAAUCACAAGCUGCUCUCGUACAACUAGUGGAACGCGAAGGACAUGAAGAAUUAAUCACACAAAUCCUAAGCGAAUCGUCGAAUGAGGAUGAAGCCGUUUUGGCUGCCACUGUAGGUUUUAAGGCCUUCAUACGCAUGAUUGAAACUUGUGAGAUAACAAUAGAGACAGUUAUAAGAAAAUUUGUUCGAGAAGAUUUUAUUCUACAAGACUGGAAGAUAUCUGGAAAAGAGAAAACUAUAGAAACAACUCAUGUGUUUGAAAGCAGUGAAGCUGUAACACAUAUCAAAAUCGAGGAAACCAUCGUUGAAGAGCGUACUGUCAUAGUUCAAGAAGCUGCCGUUGAAUUGCUUUCUCGCUGAUUUGUUCUGUUAUCAUAUAAGCUUUGUUGCAGCUAUCGAUCGGCUAUGAUUUCGACUUAUUUUCUGCCUACACAUCCGUUGAACCUGCUAACCCACUAAAUAUAUUGCACAAAUUAUAAUAUAGUAACAAAUAUAUAUGUAUAUA